AAUGCGCUGACCCAGUUUUAGGUCUACAUCCUUUUGCUGUUUAUUCAUACUGCAUAUGGUUUACAGGGACGAAUGUUGUAUGUGGAAAGCAGAAAUGCUGAAUUUCAAUUCCAACUUGGAUUAAACCUAACUUUAUCAGAAGCAAGAUGAUGAGUGAAGCAGUGAUCAGUAUCCAAGGCAUGACUUGCCAGUCUUGUGUGAAAAAUAUAGAAGUGAACAUGGCAGCAUUUCCUGGAAUAUCCACAAUUGAGGUUUCUUUAGAAAACCAGGAAGGUGUUGUAAGCUUUGAUCCCACCGUUACCACCGCUGAGAAGAUUGCUGAGGGAAUAGAUGACAUGGGUUUUGAAGCCAAAGUCAAGUCCCCUGGGUCCUCCCCCCAGGAAGUGACAAUCUACAUAGAGGGAAUGACGUGUCAGUCUUGUGUCAAAAACAUAGAGGGCGCCAUCAGCAUGAGGUCAGGGGUCAAGCAGAUCAAGGUAUCAUUAUCACAGAAACAGGCAAGCAUAAGGUAUGACCCCUCUCAGACCAAUCCUAGAACUCUACGUGAACACAUCGACGAUAUGGGUUUUGAGGCUUUUCUGGAAAAACCGAAGCAGACGGCAAAUGUGAAAAUUGGAGUAGAGGGCAUGACCUGCCAGUCCUGUGUCAAGAAUAUUGAAGGGAAUAUGUCCAGCAAACCGGGAGUGAGGCACAUUCAAGUUUCCCUGGAGAGAAAAGAGGCCAAUAUCACGUACGACCCCUCCGUUGUUACAGCACAGAUGUUACGAGAUCAAAUCGAUGACAUGGGGUUUGAGGCAACUCUUCCCAGCCAUGGAUCCUCGACAUCUUUGGAGGAUGAGUUUGAUGAAAUAGCCGGUAGAAGUGCUCCCACGAAAUCUCCCUCAGAUGGCACUCUAGCCAAGUGUAUGGUUGAUAUUGAAGGGAUGACCUGUAUGUCGUGCGUUAAGAACAUUGAGGGUACUCUUUCUGAUGAGAAAGGGAUCGCACAAGUCAGCGUUUCUCUGGAAGAGAAAAGGGGUACAGUGCAGUAUGAUCCCGCCCUCUGGUCCCCCGCCACUGUGGCCGAGAGAAUCAGUGACAUGGGCUAUGAUUCUGUAGUCCAUGCUUCAGCCAUUCCUAAGGUGCCCUCCACUAUCAGCACAACUGUCAUCUCCAUCAAAGGAAUGACAUGCAAUUCCUGUGUGAAGACAAUCCAGGAAGUGAUUUCUGAGAAACCAGGGGUGAGAUCUAUAAAAGUGUCUCUGCAGGAAGAGCAGGGAGUUAUCCAAUAUGAUCCUGACGUCACGUCACCCCAGCAGCUGCGAGACGCCAUAGAUGAUAUGGGUUUUGAUGCAUGCAUCACAGAUGAGACCAAAUUCCCACCAGAAACCACUGUGAUAAUGAACGGCAGUGCAGGGCCAGUGAAGUCCACGCCUUCACGCGGACACCUUCCCAAGACUAACCAUGGCGUGGUCAUACAAAGGAAGGUGGACACAGUGGAAGAGGAUGACCUAGAGAAAUGCCACCUCCAUGUGUCUGGAAUGACCUGUGCUUCUUGUGUGGCUAAUAUUGAGAGGAAUUUACUGAAAGUGCCUGGUAUUUCUUCAGUGUUGGUGGCUUUGAUGGCCCAGAAAGCAGAAGUGAAGUAUGAUCCUGCCUACAUGAUGCCCUCCCAGAUUGCUACCAUGGUCACAGAACUGGGCUACCCCGCCAUGCUGAUCGAGAAUGAAGGAACAGGUGAUGGGCACCUUGAAAUCCAGAUUGGUGGUAUGACAUGUUCAUCCUGUGUCCACCGUAUAGAGUCCCACAUGGUGAAACAACCAGGUAUCAAAUCUGCCAUAGUUUCCCUGGCUACCAAUAGGGGACGCUUUGAGUUUGAUCCGGAAAACACAGGACCAAGAGAUAUUAUGAAUGAAAUAAGGGAUAUGGGAUAUGAAGCUUCCCUGGUCACAGAUAAUUCCAAGAAUUCUGCUGCACAUGAACACAGGAAAACUACCAGGCAGUGGAGAAAUUCAUUCCUGUUUUCCCUCAUACUUGGUGUACCUUGUAUGGUGGUCAUGAUGUACUUCAUGUUUGCCUAUAUGCACAUGCCUGGUCACCAGAUGGCAGCAGGUGGCAGUAAUGAUACAGCUGAUUCCUCACCAGGUGUCCCCAUGGUGACAGCAGGACUGUCUGUGGAGAACUUGAUUCUAUUUUUACUGGCAACUCCUGUACAGUUUAUUGGUGGGAGAUAUUUUUAUAUCCAAGCCUACAAAGCUUUGAAACACAGAUCCACCAACAUGGAUGUCCUUAUUGUCAUGGCAACCACAAUAUCAUAUGUUUACUCAGUUAUUGUUGUGGCUGUUGCCAUGGUGAUGCAAGAGUCCACAAGCCCACGUACAUUCUUUGAGACCACACCUAUGUUAAUGGUGUUUAUAUCAUUGGGACGGUGGCUUGAACAUAUAGCAAAGGGCAAGACGUCAGAGGCCCUGACCAAGCUGAUGUCUCUGCAGGCCAGUGAGGCUUUACUGCUGGAGUGUGACAAGAAUGGCCAGGUGAUCAAGGAACAGAGGAUCAGUGUGGACUUAGUUCACAGGGGAGAUAUUCUCAAGGUCCUGCCUGGAGAGAAGAUUCCAGUGGAUGGUAAAGUGACGGAGGGACACUCCAUGUGUGAUGAAUCUCUUAUCACUGGAGAGUCCAUGCCCGUGGAGAAGAAAAAAGGUUCUUCUGUGAUUGGAGGAUCUAUCAACCAGAAUGGCACUUUAUUGGUGGAAGCUACACAUGUGGGGGCAGACAGUGCUCUCGCUCAAAUAGUUAGGCUUGUGGAAGAAGCUCAAACAUCCAAAGCUCCUCUCCAGGCAGUGGCAGACACCAUAGCUGGCUAUUUUGUCCCUGGGGUUUGCACCAUCUCUCUCCUCACAGCUGUAGUAUGGGUUAUAGUGGGCUAUGCCACUUACAACCAGUUGGACAUUCAUUGGAAAUCAGAAAGUGGAAUGGGCAAGAACGAAAUCAUCUUCCAGCAUGCGUUUAAGUUUGCCAUCACAGUUCUGGCCAUAGCCUGCCCCUGUGCCCUGGGUCUGGCCACACCCACUGCUGUUAUGGUGGGGACAGGGGUGGGCGCCACUAACGGGAUACUCAUCAAGGGAGGAGAGCCAUUAGAGAUUGCGCACAAGGUACAGAGUAUUGUGUUUGACAAGACAGGCACAAUAACUCGUGGUAUAGCAGAGUUGACUAGACUGACACUGUUUAAUACAGGGUUGUCCAAACAUCUGGUGAUAGCUGUCACUGGGACUGCAGAAACCAGCAGUGAACACCCUGUAGCUGCAGCCAUUGUCAAAUAUGCCAAACAGGCAUUGGGUGCAGAGACCCUGGGCAAGGUGUUGGAUUUCCAAGCUGUCCCAGGCUGUGGCUUGAAGUGUAGAGUGACCAAUGUUGAUCAUCUGGUGAGCAGUAUGGAAACAAAGGACAUUCUCAAAGAACACACUAAUAUUGACAGAGACGAAAUACAAGACAUUUAUUUUAUCUGUAGCCAAUAUUAAAUCAAAACUCUUGAAUGAGAUAAGAUACUCUAUAAAUAUUUAUUUUUGUUUAUUGAUGCUUUGGAAAUUACAUGAAUGCCAGUUAAGUGAUAAACACUUAAAUUCAGAUAUUUUAAGCAGGUCAUCUUGUCAAUUGAUAUUGCAGUUCUACACCUUUUCACCAAUAGUUUCAGGUUGAAUUGAGUUUUGCUUGCCAAAUUUAAGAUUUUUUAUACUUGUGUAAAACCAUGACAGUUUAUUUGACAAAAUGCAAAUAUAAAAUUUUCCCAAUAUUGUAGUACUGUAAUAGCUGUUAUGAUAUACAUUUCUGUUUUAUGGAAGGGAUUUAAUUCUUGCCUAAGUUGUCUUUAUUGCCAGUUUGAAGGCCAAAUUGUUCUGGAAGCUUCUUAUAGAUAUGUUAAAAUUGUAAGAUUGUAUAAGUAUGGUAAUUUGUGGCUUAUGCCAAUACAUUACUUUUUUCAGAUUGUGAAGUUUUCAACCCUUCAUUAACAUAGUGAUGUCAAAAAACUUGUUUCAGAAUUCACUUUUUUAUUACUCGUAGUACAAUCUAACUUAUACUCUUUCAGGCAAUACAAUCACACAAAACUUACUUGGGGAAAAUAAUUUGGGAACAUUAUUUAAAAAAUCAGUAAUUACUGAAUACUUUAACUUGUGACCA
Molecule: messenger RNA, 4155 nt
Organism: Lingula anatina
Lineage: Eukaryota; Metazoa; Brachiopoda; Lingulata; Lingulida; Lingulidae
Product: copper-transporting ATPase 1-like
Biological process (GO): monoatomic cation transport
Cellular component (GO): membrane
Molecular function (GO): copper ion binding; ATPase-coupled monoatomic cation transmembrane transporter activity; ATP binding
Source: RefSeq, a predicted model, not a curated record